Messenger RNA from Argentina anserina (silverweed cinquefoil), 2555 nucleotides. Its product is annotated as RNA-binding KH domain-containing protein RCF3. The record is from RefSeq and is a predicted model, not a curated record. Gene Ontology annotation, molecular function: RNA binding. Lineage: Eukaryota; Viridiplantae; Streptophyta; Magnoliopsida; Rosales; Rosaceae. The transcript has 8 exons. Bases 282 to 2258 code for a protein of 658 amino acids.
UCACACUCUUCUUCUGCACAAAACCUCCACAUCUCAUCUUCUUCAAUCGUCUAGGGUUUCAAACUCCUCACACAGUAUAAAAUUUGAUUUCUGUCACGAUUCUCCAGAAACUCAAUAAAGGACUUAAUAGACGAAACAACGACCAGAAGAAGAAGAAGCUGGUGGUGGUGGUGGUAGUGGUAGAGAGGAACUUUGACCUCAAAUUCUGGACACAAUCGGACCUUUUAGAAUUGUGGAAAUGGUUGAGAUUGGACGGAGUUGAAAACCCUAGGGGGAGGACUAUGGAGAGGUCUAGAUCCAAGAGAUCUUACUACUAUGACCACCAGGACUAUGACACCGAGACCGUCGGCCGGACUCGGCCGAGGUACAACCACCACUACUCCAACACCAGAGACCGCCACAACAACAACAACAACCGUCGGGCGGCGGCGGUGAAGCAGCAGCAGGGGCAGCAGGGGCAGGAGUCGGCGUCGGUGACGACGUCGUACAGGAUACUGUGCCACGAUAUGAAGGCGGGAGGGGUGAUAGGGAAGUCCGGGAGUAUAAUCAAGUCGAUUCGGCAGCACACCGGCGCGUGGAUCAACGUGCACGAGCUCGUCGCCGGCGACGAGGAGCGGAUCAUCGAGAUUUCCGACCAGCGGCGGCGCGACCCCGAGGGGAGAAUGCCGGCGUUCUCGCCGGCGCAGGAGGCGCUGUUCCUGAUCCACGAGCGGAUUCUGGACAGCGAGGUCGCCGGCGCGGAGGAGGACGACGAGUACGGCGGCGGCGGAGGCGGCGGAGGAGGGAGAGGGACACGUGUCGCGACGAGGCUAGUGGUGUCGAGAAUGCAUGUGGGGAGUUUGCUGGGGAAAGGAGGGAAGAUAAUAGAGCAAAUGAGGAUGGAGACAAAGACUCAGAUUAGGGUUUUGCCGAGGGAUCAUAAUCUGCCUCGCUGUGUUUCCAUGUCUGAGGAGAUUGUUCAGGUAGUAGGCGAUCCGAAUAAUGUAAAGGCUGCUGUGGAAGUUAUUUCAUCUCGCUUGAGGGAGAGUCAGCACCGUGACCGCGGAAAUAAUUUCCAUGGACGAGCACAUUCACCAGAACGGUUCUUUCCUCCUGAUGAUGAUUAUAUUCCUCACAUGAACAAUGCUGGACGUAAGUCAUCCAUGGAUGGGUCUGGUUACGGGUCAAGAUUAUCCGGUCCCAAUGCGAGAAACAGCAACUAUGGCUCGCGUUCAUCUGGUUAUAUGAUAGAAUCAGGGUCUGCUCCGAUGGAUGAUAAUGUGCAGCCCUUUUAUGGAGAAGACCUUGUGUUUCGAAUGCUUUGUCCAGUUGAUAAAGUUGAUCUUGUCCUCGGAGAGUCUGAUGGAAUUAUAGAUUUGCUUCAAAAUGAGAUUGGUGUGGAUGUCAGGGCUACUGAACCUGUGGCCGGAGCAGAUGAACAGAUGAUCAUAAUUUCUUCUGAGGAGGGCCCUGAUGAUGAGCUGUUUCCGGCUCAGGAAGCUUUACUGCAUAUCCAAACUCGUAUUGUUGAUCUUAUUCCAGAUGGAGACAAUAUUAUAACUACCAGGUUACUCGUUUCAUCAAGUGAUAUUGGAUGCUUGGAGGGAAGAGACGGGUCUUUAUCAGACAUGAUGCGACAUACUGGUGCAAAUAUACAAAUUCUGCCCAGAGAAGAACUUCCUCCUUGUGUAUCAGGGAAUGAUAUGCUUUUACAGAUAGUAGGAGAAAUAAAAGUAGCUAGAGAUGCUCUUGUUGAGGUGACAUCAAGACUAAGGAGUCACGUAUACAGGGAGUUGUUUCAAAAGGAUAACAUGACGCUUUCAGCCCCUGCCCCUGCAAGCAGUGCUCUAGAUUACAUUAAUCCUAUUCGUCAAGCUCGUACUGGAAAUGGCCCUUCUAUAGCUACGUAUCAAAAUGUGCAAACUGCUCAGCCAUCAAAGGACUCUGGAGUGGUUGUCAAUGAAGCAACAAAGCUGAAUGAAAGUGAAAAACGUGAAGAUGUUCCUACGGGGCUGAAUAGUAGAAUACCUGUGACACUUGUCACUCGGAGUAUACUUGAAGUUGUCAUACCCGAGAAGGCUGUUUCAAAGCUCAUAACAAAAUCGAAAAACAUGCUUGCUCAGAUCAGCGAGUUAUCGGGAGCCAGGGUAACCCUGGUAGAGGAUAGUCCAGAGUUAACCCAAAAGAUCAUUCAGAUUUCCGGUACUCCAGAGCAGACUGAGAGGGCUCAGAGCUUGCUCCAGGGUUUUAUAUUAAGCACACAAGAAGACGACCCUUGAACGCAGAGGAGCAUCACGGUUACCAAAUUCUGAGCUCGGCCUACUGGGGCAUUGCGGCUCGUUUCAAGACCAUAUUAUCCUGCAAGGCAGGGAGUUUUUUUUGUUCCAGAGAGGCUUGCUUCUGUAUUACUGUACCACUGUAAAUGUAGUAUCUGAAGGCGUUUUAGCUUUAGCCCCCUACCAUGUUUCAGUUUUCAUGUGUAAACUGGGCACUAGAAUCACAACCCAGUAAGACAUUGAUCUUUUAUGUUGUAUCGGACAGUGCCUCGAGUUUAUAUGGCUUUCCUCAAACACGAC